AUGAGCACUGCUCCUGAGGAAGAAAAACAGGCUCACUCUGUUGAUGCUCCUGCCGAGGUGGGGGAUCGCAGGCACACGCACCACGACAUCCCUGACCAUGGCCAGAAUCCCUCAAUGCAGCAGGGAGUCGAGGAGAAUCCGGAUUUGACUCUACACUACUCGCACGAGCACCAGCACCAGCACCUGCACCACGGUCAGCCCUCUCUUGUAGGUCGCCAUGAUGAAGUCCUGUACGCCCAAGGAACAACGUUUGACCGGUCAACCAUUAAAGACCCUGGCCCUCAAGACUACAUCAAACAUCAUCUACGGCCAGAGCAUGCGGACGAAAGGGAUUUUGUAGCCGUGGACGCAGAAAAGGGAGUCAUUGACUCAACUCGUAUAGAGUCCGAGGGGGAAGGAAACAGCCACAGCCUGUCGAGCUUGUAUUCCAAAUACAAGAUCUUUGUGCAUCUCUUUAUCUGGCUGCUAUUCACCGGUUGGUGGAUCGCUGGCUUGGUCCUGCAUCGCUAUGAUCUCGGGUGGCUGAUCCCUUUCCUCCUGUAUCUGGCCAUCACUUUACGACUCAUCUUUUUGUGGGUGCCCAUCACCAUUGUCACUGUACCUAUGCACUUUGUGUGGAACAACACUGGCGUGAGAGUCUAUCAGAUGAUCCCCGACAGAUUGCGGAUCCCCCUUGCUGCUCUCGUGGCGAUUGCGGUCAUCUUGGUUGGUUCCUUUGUCUCAGAAGAGUCUGCAGACAAUACCCGCGGUAACCGUGGCAUUUCUCUCCUCGGUCUGGCUGUGAUGAUUGCCCUCCUCUGGCUCACUUCCCGAGACCGCCGCAAGAUUCGGUGGCACACUGUGAUCGGGGGCAUGUUGACUCAGUUUGUCAUUGCAGUCUUCGUGCUUCGGACCAAGGCUGGCUACGACAUCUUCAACUUCAUCUCCGGUCUGGCUCGAGACUUGCUCGGCUUUGCCGACCAGGGCACCUCAUUUUUGACAGCUGACUCAGUGAUCGACCUCCACUGGUUCCUGACUGGAGUGGUCCCUCCCAUUGUUUUCUUCGUGGCGCUGGUCCAGGUCUUGUACUAUCUCGGGGUCCUCCAAUGGUUCAUUGGGAAGUUCGCCGUUUUCUUCUUCUGGAGCUUGCGAGUCUCUGGUGCAGAGGCCGUAGUGGCCGCAGCAUCUCCUUUCAUUGGCCAGGGUGAAUCUGCCAUGUUGAUCCGCCCCUUUGUGCCUCAUUUGACGCUGGCUGAAAUCCACCAAGUCAUGACUUCUGGAUUUGCUACCAUUGCGGGAUCCGUGCUGGUGUCAUAUAUCUCGCUCGGUCUCAAUCCUCAAGCUCUGGUGUCUUCUUGCAUCAUGUCUAUUCCAGCAUCGCUGGCCGUCUCCAAGAUGAGAUACCCGGAAACAGAGGAAACUAUCACUUCUGGCCGUGUGGUCAUCCCCGAUGACGACGAGCAUCGGGCAUCGAAUGCUCUCCAUGCUUUCGCCAAUGGUGCAUGGCUCGGGAUCAAGAUUGCCGGCAUGAUCGUGGCCACCUUGCUGUGCAUUAUCGCCCUGAUCGGGUUGAUCAACGGUCUUCUUGGAUGGUGGGGACGGUACGUCGUAGACGGCAAGCCGUAUCUCACUCUGCAGCUCAUUCUCGGCUACAUCUGCUAUCCCGUGGCCUUCCUACUGGGCGUGCCCAGAGACGACCUACUCCCAGUUGCACAGCUCAUUGGAAUCAAGGUCGUUGCCAACGAGUUCGUCGCCUACAACUCGCUCACCUCGGAGCCACAAUACAUCAACCUGAGCCCUCGAUCCAGGCUGAUUGCCACCUACGCUCUUUGCGGCUUCGGAAAUUUCGGGUCAUUGGGCACGCAGAUUGGUGUCUUGUCUCAAAUCGCUCCAUCACGAAGUGGCGACGUCUCGCGUGUCGCUCUCUCUGCCCUGUUUUCCGGCGUGCUCUCGACUCUGACCUCUGCGUCCAUUGCCGGCUUGCUGGUUACGGAUCAAGUGACACUUGAGCAACAGUCUUCAUAG
Capronia epimyces CBS 606.96 is the source of this 2004-nucleotide messenger RNA. RefSeq names its product CNT family concentrative nucleoside transporter. Gene Ontology annotation, biological process: nucleoside transmembrane transport. The record is from RefSeq and is a predicted model, not a curated record. The transcript has 4 exons. Gene Ontology annotation, molecular function: symporter activity; nucleoside transmembrane transporter activity. Gene Ontology annotation, cellular component: membrane. NCBI's taxonomy places the organism in Eukaryota, Fungi, Ascomycota, Eurotiomycetes, Chaetothyriales, Herpotrichiellaceae. The coding region runs from base 1 to 2004 and encodes 667 amino acids.